AUUUCAACUGGGUGUUAUUGUGUUCGUUUGAGGCUUUGAGCUCCAGCACCCUUUGUAAACCAUAAGAGGGCGGACGUUAUUUUUCCCCCUCAGUGCAUUGGUUUAGACAUAUACGGAACGAAGUUUUAUGUGUGGUUGGUUUUACGUCAAGUGGGAGGGCUUUGUUGUUUCACUCAGUUGAUUGGUUUAGAAGGCUGGACUUCUCGUUCGGCCAGAGGGCGGGGCUUGUUUUUGUGCGUUGUAGCGAAGGCGUGCUGUAUGGAACGCGGGAACUGGCGGUACUGAUAAUAAGUUGUGACAUGCUUUUCAGUCGUCAGUAUUUUUAAGAUCAAAUAAUUGAUUGUAAUUAUUUUGAUUGCCGUUUGGAUACUAAGGGGCAGUUUGACAUGGAGUCUUUUCAGAAAGUCGAGAAGAUUGGAGAGGGAACAUACGGGGUUGUUUAUAAAGCCAAGAAUAAAAUCACCGGAGAGACCGUUGCCCUAAAGAAAAUUCGGUUAGACACAGAGACUGAAGGUGUUCCCAGCACCGCCAUACGUGAGAUCUCUCUGCUAAAAGAGCUCAAUCACCCAAACAUAGUCAAGUUGCGUGAUGUGAUACACACAGAAAAUAAGCUUUACUUGGUGUUUGAAUUUCUUCACCAAGACCUGAAGAGGUUUAUGGACUCGUCCUCUGUCACUGGCAUAUCCUUGCCACUCGUGAAGAGUUACCUGUUCCAGUUGCUCCAGGGACUGGCCUUCUGUCACUCUCAUCGUGUUCUUCACAGGGACCUUAAACCCCAGAAUCUCCUGAUCAACGCUCAGGGUGAGAUCAAACUGGCUGACUUUGGUCUGGCCAGAGCGUUUGGUGUACCUGUGCGGACUUACACACAUGAGGUUGUAACUUUGUGGUACAGAGCUCCAGAGAUUCUCCUGGGAUGUAAAUAUUAUUCUACAGCUGUUGACAUCUGGAGUUUGGGCUGUAUCUCUGCAGAAAUGAUCACUCGGAGGGCUUUGUUUCCUGGAGACUCUGAAAUAGACCAGCUCUUUCGGAUAUUUCGGACACUUGGCACUCCGGAUGAAUCUAUAUGGCCUGGAGUCACCUCAAUGCCAGACUACAAACCCUCCUUUCCCAAGUGGGCACGACAGGACCUGCCUAAAGUGGUGCCACCGCUGGAUGAAGAUGGCAGAGACCUUCUUGGGCAAAUGUUGAUCUAUGAUCCUAACAAGAGGAUCUCAGCAAAGAACGCCCUUGUUCAUCGGUUCUUCCGUGAUGUCACCAUGCCAGUGCCCCCCUUACGCCUCUGAAGUCAUCCGUGAUGAUACUUCAGCAGCACUGGAGUUUGGGUCCACUUUCUGAGAGUUAUUUCCCAUUUGUUUGGAAAUUGAUCAGUUUUAUACUAUGACUAUUUUUUAUUAUUUCAUUAUUCUAAGAUUAUAUUGUUCUAAUUAAUGAUUUGAAACCUAAUUUUUUGAUAGAUUCAUAAAAUAGUUGUCUCUGCAACUUAAUAAACUUGUUACAUUUUGUUUA
Messenger RNA from Sinocyclocheilus anshuiensis, 1506 nucleotides. RefSeq names its product cyclin dependent kinase 2 (gene cdk2). The record is from RefSeq and is a predicted model, not a curated record. Gene Ontology annotation, biological process: protein phosphorylation; regulation of G2/M transition of mitotic cell cycle; signal transduction. The transcript has 8 exons. Gene Ontology annotation, molecular function: ATP binding; cyclin-dependent protein serine/threonine kinase activity; cyclin binding. Gene Ontology annotation, cellular component: cytoplasm; nucleus; cyclin-dependent protein kinase holoenzyme complex. NCBI's taxonomy places the organism in Eukaryota, Metazoa, Chordata, Actinopteri, Cypriniformes, Cyprinidae. Bases 387 to 1283 code for a protein of 298 amino acids.